UCGAAGGGAAAGUUGGAAACGCAAGCGCGCCGCUAGACAACGAAAACACCGAACAGAGUGGGAUAGGCUGAGCACAAUAAACAAGAAGAACUGAAAACGAAAUAGCAAAAAAAAACUGUACAUUUCGAAUAGAGUCGGUGGGGAAACAGCAUUUGUAGAGUUUCAGCUGCGCUGCCAACAAUGGACAUGGUAUCAUCAGAGAUGGAGACAGACCUGACCGGCCUGCACUUGGGGUGCCUGAUGUGCGAGAAAUGUUUUGUCGGCAUAGAUUCGCUGCAGGCGCAUCACCUGUCACACUUUCCUUCGGUCACCCAACCGAUCCCCAAGGGUCACAGCUGUGAUCUGUGUGGGCGCGCACUGCACUCGCUGCAGGAGCUGAAGAGUCACUACAAACAAUAUCACGAGGCCCUUGUCAGCACGGAAUCGAAAACGGGAGAGUUUUUCGAGUGCAAUCGUUGCGCAAAAUACUUUGUCUUACGGGAGUACCUAAUGCUCCACAUGAAGCUAAAGCAUUCCGAGUGGGAGAUCAGAAAACCAAGUGAUUCGAAUCAUGUUCCACGGAAUCCCCAGCAUCAACCCUUCGCUUUCUUCAACGGGCACGAUGAAUGAUGGAUCUUUCUGCGCCCAGAAACCAACAAUUUUUUUGUAUCCUGGACUCUGUGCAUAUGUAGAUCUAUAUUUUAUUAAGAACAUUCUCAUUAUUGUUAAUGUGGAAUAUUUUUGUGAAUUUUUUAAAAAAUCGCUGAACAUUUUCUGCUCUGGAAGCUGAAAUAGUGAACAACCUGAAUUAACCACAGAUGCUAUAAGGCCUGCAUUACCUGC
Molecule: messenger RNA, 822 nt
Organism: Drosophila guanche
Lineage: Eukaryota; Metazoa; Arthropoda; Insecta; Diptera; Drosophilidae
Exons: 2
Coding region: 181-609 (142 amino acids)
Source: RefSeq, a predicted model, not a curated record